AUGUCAAUUUCUUUGGACCCCAAUGAGUACAGCGUGGGAGUAGGCAACAGUGUUGUACCAACCCUGGAGGAUCAUCAACAGAGGUCUUUCGGAUCUCAGACAUCCUUGUCCGCGGGAGAUAAGCUUGGAAAUGUCCCAGCACGAUGGUCCCUGAGCGCCGCGGAUGACGGAUCUGCAGAUAUUCUUUCCGUAUUCCCAGCGCCACGUCAAACAGCACCUUCAUACGCAACCCUCCCACACAUGGUCUUCCGAGAUUCUGGGCUACCAUGGGCUUACAGAGCCGCUAACGGUGAUCCAGACCCUGGAAACACAGCGGUACCCUGGUUUGCUUUGUUCAUUUUUACUCGCGACGAGCUUGACCUUGAGCCGAACGAACAGGCCUCAUUCUUCGGGCAUGUGGAGGCCAAGAUAAACGACACAUUUGGCUGGGACAUUUCCGUUGGUGAUCUUGGAUCUAUCAAGGGCCCCGCACUAGCCAACCUUAUCCCCGGCACAGAUAGCGAUGAGGAUGCUGGAAACAAGACUAGCGUCAUUGCUAUUCGCAGCCAUCUGUUCAAGGGUCUCUUUACGACCAAGUCAGACUCGGAAGGAGAAGCACUCUUCGAUAUAUCGCCUUUUCGGUUCAUGCCGCAUGUGCGCAGCGGGCGUAGGGACGAGGAUAAUGACCCUGCUCAUUCGAGUGUAGUCAUAUCUCACCGGCUAGGACCCGAUGAUAUCGAGAACUCUACUCCCGUGUUCGCGCACCUGGUCUCGUUACAGGGUAUUAACGGGCGCCCUGUCACGUCGUUGGACGGAAAGUCCCGUGUUAUCUUGACCAGUCUGUAUAGUUGGUCUUACAAUGCUAUACCGCCAAACACGGUUGAUCUUGGCACUUCUUUAGAGAACCUAAGUUUGUCUAUGCUCGGAUCCGGGCACCGGAAUUUUAACAAGGGUGACAGUACCGCUGUUUCUGAAAGGCUCAAUGAAGGUUACGCUCUCGUUCGUCACCGAACCCAAACGGGCGAGCAAACAGCCGCUAUGUACCGCGGUCCACUGGUGCCAAGACGGGUGCCGUAUCCUUUGAACAAGGAUGCUGCCAAGUUCGACGGAGAUUUACGGAUCUACGAUCCGGAUCUGGGUCUUGUUGAUAUCUCGUAUGUUUCGGCUUGGCAGCUGGGUAAAGCCUUGGCGUUGGGAGACCGCAACUUCACCAUUGCGCUUACUAGGCUGCGUGGAAGUCUUCAAACUCAAGGGCCAGAGAAGUUAACUUCUAGGCACGAGGUUAUUGCUGGACUUUCUGGUCUGAUUGAUGGUCUUGAUGCUUCCACUCGCUCCCGUCCCAUGAUGCCAGAGAAUACGGACUCUGCCUCCAUUCAAGAAUGGGUUUUCAAUCGUCUACUUCUCAACAGCGUACCUGUACACUACCUGAUUUCCGAUCCUUCACAUCUACCAUCCGAAUCUCUGCGAAUCUUUCACAUCGACAAAAACUGGACUGAUGCCCUUGUCGACGGUGCGUUAAGCUUGGCAAAUCAUCUCUCUAGCCAAUCAGACAAAGAGGUCUUGCGCACGGCGAUUAUCCAAGCCAUGGACAAACGGCAAGUUCCGUCAUAUGGAUUCCUACUACGAAGCGAGAUACUAGUGCAGUUUCCCCGGCUGGCAAUGGGCAUGGAAUACUACCAGGUUCAGGGCUCAGACCCACCCAAAGUAAAGGUCCUUGGUCAACAGAAGUUAGCAGACGACACUUUGCUUCUUCUGUUAGAUAGCCAGCCACGUGGUUCGGUCAGCCUCAUAUUUACACCAGUGGAUGAGCCAACCUUUGCCGCUGCAGCGGGAUUCCUUCCCAUCAACAGGAACCGCACGAUACCCGAGGUUGAGAUUGUACACAAGACCAACAACAAGCUAGUACGAUAUGCGAGAGAUGAAUUGUUUGACUGGGCAACACGAACUCUUAAGAUCGAGAAUUACGCGGGGAUUUUCCACAGCGAGAGCGAGGACAGACUAACUGCUGCCAGGUUGGCUUUUCAGUUGCAGGAUUCAGAUUAUGCUAUUGUUGUUGAUACCGAGGAUGUAGAGAAAGAAGCCUUCCCGGAAAAGAAUUCUUCCGUAACGGCGUUCAGUUUCAACAAGGACGAUAUUUUGUCGCUGGCAGAGGAGCCGUCCUUUCGGCGAAGUUCAUAA
Molecule: messenger RNA, 2157 nt
Organism: Fusarium coffeatum
Lineage: Eukaryota; Fungi; Ascomycota; Sordariomycetes; Hypocreales; Nectriaceae
Exons: 1
Coding region: 1-2157 (718 amino acids)
Source: RefSeq, a predicted model, not a curated record